Ananas comosus (pineapple) is the source of this 1905-nucleotide messenger RNA. RefSeq names its product peptidyl-prolyl cis-trans isomerase CYP37, chloroplastic. The transcript has 12 exons. Gene Ontology annotation, biological process: protein peptidyl-prolyl isomerization. Gene Ontology annotation, molecular function: peptidyl-prolyl cis-trans isomerase activity. The record is from RefSeq and is a predicted model, not a curated record. Bases 274 to 1641 code for a protein of 455 amino acids. NCBI's taxonomy places the organism in Eukaryota, Viridiplantae, Streptophyta, Magnoliopsida, Poales, Bromeliaceae.
AGCACUGCCCGACCCCCGCGUCCACCUCAUCGUCAUCCUCUGCGGAGCGGAAGUGCCUCUCUCUCUCUCUCUCUCUCUCUCUCUCUGGUCUCUGCUGCUCUCUGAUAGAGCGAGGCCGAAGCAGGGAUUAGGAGGAUAAAAUAGCUUGGAGCUUUCGUGAGUGGGAAUGCGAGUCAGACGACACCGUUGAUAUUGAUCGCUUCCUUUCCCUCGGUUAAUUUAAUUAAUUAAUUAAUUAAUUAACAUAUAUUUAUCUCCACCGAUUCCCUUCCCAUGGCUUCGUCGCUUCGCGCCUUCGUCAUCACUUGCAAUCAGCUCCCGCUCUCACGAGGUCCCAGGGGAAGGCCAUCUCCUCUCCUUCCGGCCAUCGUUCCUCCUCCCGCUCCGCCGCGGAAGAGGGCGAGGGUCCCACGCUCUGGAGUCCGCGCCGCGGCCUCUCCGCACCAUUGUCCCAAUGCUCGGUCGCAGGAGCUUUUGAAUCUACUGCACCACGGUCUGAGGAGGAGAUUUGACAGUGCAGUUGCUGCCAUUCUUAUAGUUGCUCAAAUUUCUCUUCCGCUGCCGUUUGCCAAUUGGAACCCAUGGUUAAUUCCUUCUGCAAACGCGGUUCUCUAUUCGCCCGAGACAAAAAUUCCCAGAACUGGAGAACUUGCUUUGAGGAGAGCAAUUCCUGCCAAUGCAAACAUGAAGGCUAUACAGGAUUCUCUGGAAGACAUUUCAUACUUGUUAAGAAUACCGCAGAGAAAGCCUUAUGGUUCGAUGGAAGGCGACGUGAAGAAAGCUUUGAAGAUUGCGGCGGAGGAGAAGGAAUCAAUCUUGGGAAGCAUACCAGAACAACUCAGGGAAAAGGGUUCUGUGCUAUAUGCUUCUCUACUGAAUGGAAAGGGGGGACUACAAAACCUUUUAGAGGCUAUAAAGGAAAAGGACCCAGAUAAGGUAUCCAUUGGCCUUGCUUCGUCUCUUAACACUGUUGCUGAACUGGAGCUGUUGCAGGCCCCAGGUUUAUCAUUUCUGUUACCUGAGCAGUAUUUGAAAUACCCAAGGCUGACAGGGAGAGCUGUUGUCGAGGUCACCAUUGAGAGAGGUGAUGGUUCAACGUUCUUUCCAAGUGCUGGUGGUGAACCAAAGAGUUUUGCUUCAAUUCAGGUAGUCCUUGAUGGAUAUUCUGCGCCACUGACGGCAGGGAACUUUGCAAAAUUGGUGACUGAUGGAGCAUACGAUGGGGUGAGACUCAAAUAUGCAAACCAAGCAGUUCUUUCAGACAACGAGAUCGAGAAAUAUGGAUAUAGUGUUCCGCUGGAGAUCAUGCCUUCUGGACAGUUUGAACCAUUAUAUAAAACCACCCUGAAUGUUCAGGAUGGGGAAUUGCCUGUUCUACCUUUAUCUGUCUAUGGGGCAGUUGCUAUGGCGCACAGCAUGGACUCUGAUGAAUACUCAUCACCAUCACAGUUCUUUUUCUAUCUCUAUGAUAAGAGAAACGCUGGGUUAGGAGGGUUAUCCUUUGAUGAAGGCCAAUUCUCUGUUUUUGGAUACACUACUGUUGGCAGAGAAAUUCUUCCACAAAUCAAAACAGGAGACUUUAUUAGUUCGGCAAAGUUGGUGCAAGGAAGAGACCGCCUUAUACUGCCAGAUGAAAGUUGAUUCGGCGUUGUGUUCUGGACACGGUCCUUCCCUUUCCUUCUAAUAUUUGUCUGGUGAGAAGGUAUGGGACCCCCAGCUCUUUAUUUCUGGAGGUAAUGCUGGUGGGCAAUUGUUUUGUCUUUUCAACUUCUUUGCAAGUUACUGUUUGCGAACCUAAACAAGCACUGUAAACAAUUUGAACAACCAAUUAUUUUGUAAGGGUUAACAACUUUUGUUGUUUUUGAAAAAUUAAGGGUUGUCAAAAGAUCUUCACCUGCAAUUGCA